AUGAAGACAUCACUAACAGAUUCGCAUGACGAAGCAUCGUCGAUCUCAUCAGCCAUUGGCGAUACAGAAGCCUCACUACAGAUCAUGGCAUCGAACCCGAACCAAGCUACAGAAACAAUCAAUCGAGCAACGUCACACAUCUCUGGUCCCGAUGCUUUCGAGCCAGCUGCCACGAUAGAGACUCCAGAAGGCGAUGAGCCUUACCGGGAGGCUGGUGACGAGAUCUUUGACAAGGUGUCUCGAGGACGAAAGAUAGCUAUAGUUACAGUCUUGUCGUUUGGGGCGUUUCUAUCGCCCAUAUCGAGUACAUCCGUGUUGGCAGCAACACCAGAGGUUGCGGCAACCUACAACACGUCCGGAAGUAUCAUCAAUCUGAGCAACGCAGCAUAUAUGAUUGUCAUGGCCUUGUCUCCUUUGUUCUGGGGCCCCAUGAGUCAAGUCUAUGGAAGACGUAUUGUAGCUUUAUACUCGUCAGCCAUGUUCUUCCUACUGAGUUUGGCAACCGCACUGGCUCCAAACCUCGCGUCGUUCAUUGUCUUCCGAGCCGCUUCCGCGUUCGGUGGAACGGCGUUUAUCCUUAUUGGCCCAGCAUGUAUUGGUGAUAUCUACCGCCCUACAGAGCGUGGUGCAGCCAUGGGUUGGUUUCUAACCGGAACCCUUGUUGGUCCUGCCUUUGGGCCGUUCGUAGGUGGUAUCGUAGUAACGUAUUCGUCCUGGAGAAGCAUAUUUUGGUUACAGACAGCACUGGCUGCAGCUGGAUUUCUGGGCGUCUAUUUCGUUGUGACCGAAACAGCCCACCACCUCAAGAUUGAUGAUCUGAAAACUCUUUCGGGCAAGAAGAGGGCACUUACAAUCCUGAGCAUGAUCAGCCCGAUGCGAGUACUGCGGCUGUUCCAGUAUCCCAAUAUUGCCUUGGUGGCUGGCGGCAGCGCAUCCUUGACAUGGAACAUGUACAGCCUUCUAACACCGAUUCGAUACGUGUUGAACCCACGUUUCAAACUCGAGUCGCCGCUGCUCUCGGGUCUCUUUUACCUGGCGCCAGGCUUCGGUUAUCUGGCUGGAACAUUUGUGGGGGGUCAUUGGGCGGACUACACUGUGAGGCGAUGGAUCAAGAAGCGUGGCGUUCGUGUUCCUGAGGACCGACUUCGAUCUACGGUACCUUUUAUGGGUGCAAUAAUCCCGGGAAGCAUGCUGGUCUAUGGCUGGACUGUGGACCAAGAGGCUGGAGGUAUCCCGGUUCCUGUCAUUGCCAUGUUUGUACAGGGCGUUGCGCAGUUGUUUUGUUUCCCGUCGUACAACACGUACUGUCUCGAUGUGAUGCCCGGACAAGGAGCUGAAGUGGCCGCAACAAAUUUCUUUGCAAGAUACCUGGUCGGAUGCGUAGCUUCAGCGGUAGUUCUACCAGCUAUCGAGGCAGUCGGUAUUGGAUGGUUUUCCACCAUAUCAGCAGCGUACUUGAUAGUCUCAGCUCUAGCGACCAUGGCUGCAAUUCGAUGGGGAAAGUGCUGGAGAGAAAGAAGAGAGGCCAAGCUUGAGAUUUCAGGGGAGAAAUAG
Messenger RNA from Fusarium pseudograminearum CS3096, 1554 nucleotides. RefSeq lists its product as uncharacterized. The coding region runs from base 1 to 1554 and encodes 517 amino acids. The transcript is spliced from 3 exons. Gene Ontology annotation, molecular function: transmembrane transporter activity. NCBI's taxonomy places the organism in Eukaryota, Fungi, Ascomycota, Sordariomycetes, Hypocreales, Nectriaceae. The record is from RefSeq and is a predicted model, not a curated record. Gene Ontology annotation, biological process: transmembrane transport.